AUUCACUUCGUCAGAUCUAUGUUUAGCGUUAAAAGUCGCUGCCUCGUCCAGUUGCGGGAUUGUGGCGCAAGAAAGCUAGCUAAUGAGUCUGGUCUUCUCUAAGAUAUUAAGUUAUUCUCUACACAUACCCGGCGCUAAAAGUGCUUGAGGAGGUAUGGAGUGGAAUAUAUAUGGAAUGAUUCGGGCAGUGAUCCGGGUGGCACACCCGUUGGCGAUGCUCGUUUCACGAGUUUAUUUUCUGGUUGUACAUCUGGCAUUCCAAUUUAUUCAUCUAUUUACUUCACGCAUCUAUGUGACGAGGCCUGUAGAUAGCAUACUGAUGAUCAGUGCUACUCAAGCAGUGCAGAAGAUUAUCAAUAGGGAGAUCACAUCUCGGGAGCUUGUUGAAGCGUACAUUCAUAGGAUAGAGCAGGUCAACUCUAUAAUUAAUGCCGUCGUUGUGAAGAACUUUGAAGAAGCUAGAGACAAAGCGCGAGUAGUUGAUGCUCGAAUUGCCGAUGCAGCCGAUAGUGAGCUAGAUGAGAUGGUCAAAGCUCAACCGCUUCUUGGAAUACCUUUUACCAUGAAAGACGCAAUGCUUGUGAACGGGCAGAUCAUUACUUGUGGAAUAUACUACAGAAAAGAUGAUAAGUGUAAUCAGACUGCGGAAGUAGUCAAGAGAAUGCAAGUUGCUGGAGGUAUCCUAUUAGCCAUUUCGAAUGUUCCUGAAGUCUGUAUGUGGGUAGAGACUUCAAAUAAGAUCUACGGACGAACAAGCAAUCCUUAUGAUGCCAGAAGAAUGGCCGGUGGUAGCAGCGGAGGCGAAGGAGCUUUGAUCGGUGCUGCUGCCAGUGUGAUAGGAAUCGGUAGCGAUAUUGGAGGCUCUAUCCGAAUGCCUGCAUUUUUCAACGGAAUCUUCGGCAUGAAGUCGACUCCAGGUGUCAUACCAUUGGAUGGUCAUAUCCCAGCGGCCACCCACUAUAAAACCCAAAUGCUUCGGAUUGGUCCAAUGUGCAGAUUUGCAGAGGACAUACCACUGCUUAUUAAGAUCAUGGGUGGCGAACUCGCACUUCCACUGAACCUUGACGAGCCCGUCUCCAUGCGAAAACUACGUAUCUUCUACAUGGAGGGUAUCAGCGGUGUGCCACUCAUCCCACCGUUGCAUUCGGAUAUGAGGAGAACAUUGCGAAAGGCUGUUGGCUACUUUGAGCGCAAAUACGAUCUUGUUGCGCACCGCCUAGACUUACCUUUAGUAAAAUACGCUAUGGAAAUGUUCCUGGUCAGUAUGUAUGUUAGAGGAGGACCAAAGCUGUCUGAGUACAUGCUUUGCGUCGAGGCUUCAAAAGGCAGCGUUAACACAUUCAUAGAAACGAUCAAACUCGUUUUGGGGAAAUCAAACCAUACUCUUCCCGGGAUUAUUGCUGCUAUCAUUGACAACGUGGAUGCAUUGAGCGAAGAACAAAAGAGAGAGAUAAUCUACAAACGCGAUCGUCUGAUUCGUGAACUCAAAGAGUUGCUUGGAAAUGAUGGCAUUUUCUUUUUCCCAAGUUGGCCAUGUACCGCUCUGUUCCACAAUGAACCAAUACUGUCACCUGUGAACUUCGCAUACACAGCGCUAUUCAAUGCUAUCGCAUUUCCGGCUAUCGAGUGUCCGAUGGGAUUGGAUAAGAACGGAAUGCCUUUAGGUGUGCAGAUAAUCGCUCCUCCAAAUUCCGACCGUCUUCUCAUUGCUGCGGCCAAGGAUCUCGAGGAAGGUUUCGGAGGCUGGGUACCGGCUGGACCGCUUUGAAUUAGUACCAGCUUCUGUUCUCAAAGUUCUACUCUACUUAUACUUUAUGUUAGUUAUAGACCAUCGUGGUAAUGCUGCUGUAAUUUUCAAAUUGUGAUUACCAGGAGAUUAAUAAAGAAAAUGGUCUCAUAUAGGAAGAUUUAGUAAAUGACUGUGAUUAGCCGUCAUCCUGCUGCCAUAGAACUUAGAUUUUACUUGAUUAGAAGUGGAUCUAUCUUCAGUCGU
Molecule: messenger RNA, 1993 nt
Organism: Cylicocyclus nassatus
Lineage: Eukaryota; Metazoa; Nematoda; Chromadorea; Rhabditida; Strongylidae
Source: the annotation of a GenBank genome assembly